GCUUCGGUCAUGAGAAAAAACUAAGAUGGCGUCUCGUCAAGAAAGAUAGGAUGUCCUGAAGAGAGUGAUGAUGCUGGUCGGAAAAUGAUUGAUAACGACAUAACUGAUAAAGUUUGAGACUCUCGUUUACUAUUAAACGAACUUCUACUAUUCAUGUUUUGAACCUGUGUGUUCGACAGAACGGAGUAUAUGGAGAACUGAGCCUGAAAACGGUCAACUUUGCUAGCAGCCAUAGCUAGCCAACUGGACCGAGCACAGCUGGCCAACGUUAGCUAACCACUAGUCAUCACAACAACAGAGGAAGGAGAGCGGCCACCAGCCCUAUCAUACCCCGGGACAUCGAGGUGUCUUCGGGGCAAUGGAAGGGGAAGAGUUCGUACCUCCUCCGGAGUGUCCAGUGUUUGAGCCAUCAUGGGAGGAGUUUCACGAUCCCCUGGGCUACAUCGCCAAGAUACGUCCAAUUGCAGAGAAGUCUGGAAUCUGUAAAAUUCGACCUCCACCAGACUGGCAACCACCAUUUUCAGUAGAGCUGGAUAGCUUCCGCUUCACACCCCGCAUCCAGAGGCUUAAUGAGUUGGAGGCAGAGACCAGAGUGAAGCUUAAUUAUUUGGACCGCAUCGCCAGAUUUUGGGAGAUCCAGGCAUCCUCCUUGAAAAUCCCACAUAUUGAAAGGCGCAUCCUUGAUCUUUUCAGCCUGUCAAAGAUUGUGACAGAUGAAGGAGGUUUUGAGAUGGUCUGUAAGGAACGGCGUUGGGCUCGUGUGGCCCAGAGGCUUGGCUACCCUCCAGGCAAGAACAUUGGUUCUCUGCUGCGGUCGCACUAUGAGAGGAUCGUCUACCCAUUUGAAAUGUUCCAGUCUGGUGCCAGCAUGCCGCAUUGCAAGCCAAAGCACUAUGAUGGUGAGGAUGUGGAUAAAGAGUACAAGCCCCACUCCAUCCCCCUGCGUCAGUCUGUGCAGCCAUCCAAAAUGAGCAGUUACGGACGCAGAGCAAACCGCUGCCAGCCUGAUGGUCCAGAGGAUCUGGUCCCCCAUCCUCUCACCACUGGCUCUCAACUCAUCUCUGCGCCUGAACCUACAGAGGAAGACAUAGAGAAGAACCCAGAACUGAAGAAACUACAGAUCUAUGGCGCAGGGCCUAAGAUGAUGGGACUUGGACUGGUGGCAAGGGACAAAGGCAUCAGGAAGAAAGAUGAGCUGCCUCAAACGGUUACCAUCAAGGAGAAUGUGUCUCUUGCUCCUGUUGAUACCUCAGUCAAAGCGGAGACACUGGAGCCACAAGAGAGCCAGAGUGACGGGAGUACAUCUAGCCCCCAACCGCCUCCCCUUAGCAUCACUGUUAAGACAGAAGUGAAGAAAGCAGAACCAGAGGAAAAGGAUGGGAAAAAGAACAAUGAGGAGGAAAAUGAUACAGAUAGACCUUGUACCAAAAUGACCAUGAGGCUUAGACGCAACAUCAACAACCCGCAGUGUGUGGAUUCUUUUGUAUGCCGGAUGUGUGGUCGGGGAGAUGAAGACGAGAAACUCUUGCUGUGUGAUGGCUGUGAUGAUAACUACCACACCUACUGUCUACUACCCCCACUCACUGAUGCUCCCAAAGGCAAUUGGCGAUGCCCUAAGUGUGUGGCAGAGGAGUGCAAAAAACCUGCAGAAGCAUUUGGCUUUGAACAGGCUACACGAGAGUAUAGUCUGCAGAGUUUUGGGGAAAUGGCGGAUGCCUUCAAGGCAGAUUACUUCAACAUGCCUGUCCAUAUGGUUCCCACUGAGCUUGUGGAGAGAGAGUUUUGGAGGUUAGUCAGUAGUAUCGAGGAAGACGUAACCGUUGAGUAUGGAGCGGACAUACACUCCAAAGAGUUUGGCAGUGGCUUCCCGAUGAACAAUGGCAAGAGGAAGCUCACAAAGGAAGAGGAGGAAUAUGCCCGCAGUGGCUGGAACUUGAAUGUGAUGCCCGUGCUGGAGCAGUCACUCCUGUGCCAUAUUAAUGGAGACAUCUCUGGGAUGAAGGUGCCCUGGCUUUAUGUAGGCAUGGUGUUCUCAGCUUUCUGUUGGCACAUUGAGGAUCACUGGAGCUACUCCAUCAACUACCUGCACUGGGGUGAACCCAAGACUUGGUAUGGGGUUCCCUCUGUGGCAGCUGAGCGACUUGAGGAGGUGAUGAAGAAGCUGACGCCAGAGCUGUUUGAGUAUCAACCUGACCUCCUGCACCAGCUAGUCACCAUCAUGAACCCCAAUAUCCUCAUGUCUCAUGGUGUACCGGUUGUACGUACCAACCAGUGUGCUGGUGAGUUCGUCAUCACCUUCCCCAGAGCCUACCACAGUGGCUUUAAUCAGGGGUAUAACUUUGCUGAAGCUGUUAACUUCUGCACUGCAGACUGGCUGCCUGCUGGCCGUUCCUGUAUUGAGCACUACAGGCGUCUAAGGAGGUAUUGUGUAUUCUCCCAUGAGGAGCUCACCUGUAAAAUGGCUGCCAGCCCAGAGAAACUAGACCUCAACCUGGCUGCAGCUACACACCGGGAAAUGUUCAUUAUUGUUCAGGAGGAGAGGAAGCUGCGGAAGGGUCUGAUGGAAAGGGGCAUUACUGAAGCAGAGCGUGAGGCAUUUGAGCUGCUGCCUGACGAUGAGAGACAGUGUGAUAAAUGUAAGACCACAUGCUUCCUUUCUGCUCUGGCCUGCUCAAACUGUCCCGAGAGUCUGGUGUGUCUCUAUCACACUCAGGAUCUGUGCAACUGCCCCACUGAAAAACUCUACCUCAGGUAUAGAUAUACCCUGGAUGAGUUGUUAGCCAUGUUACACCGGUUAAAGGUUCGGUCCGAGUCCUUUGAUUCCUGGGCCAACAGAGUAAAAGAGGCACUUGAGCAGGAAGAGGGAAACAAGAUAGGAAUUGAUGACCUGGAGAUGCUGAAGACAGAAGCAGCGGAAAAAAAGUUUCCCAACAACGAACUCCUGCGAAAGCUCAACACCGUUCUUAAAGACAUAGAACACUGCCAACAGACAAGUACUGAACUCCUCAGUAACUCAAAGACCAGUGAAAGUAAGAUGACUUUGGCAGAGCUGAAGUCCUUAGUAGAGAUGAUGCAAAACCUGCCCUGUGUGAUGAACCAGUUGGAGGAAGUACAGGCGGUUCUGCAGACAGUGGAGGAUUUCCAGAGCCGGGCUCAAGUACUGGUCAAUGUCAGGGACUGGAGGAGGGAUUCUCCACUACCUGAGCAGUUGCAGACUUUGUUGGAGCAGGGGGCCAAGCUGCCUGUUGUGGUGCCGGAGUGUAAUUUACUCCAGGGCCUAAAGGAGCAGGGACAUUGGCUGGCAGAGGUGAGGCGCACCCUGGGCACAGAAGGAGGGGAGAGGCAGGAGGUGACGUUGGAUGUGCUGAGGAACCUGAUGGAAGCAGGCUGCAACGUGCCCCAGAGUGUGUCUGUGGAGACGGCCAUGGCAGAGCUUCAGGAGCUGCUCACAAUUGCAGAACGUUGGGAAGAGAAAGCACAGAUCUGCCUCGAACAAAGGCAAAAGCACCCUCUCUCUACCCUGGAGGCAAUAGUAAAUGAGGCCCAGCUUAUUCCAGUCAAGCUGCCCAACAUUCUGGCUCUACAGGGCUGUCUCACUCGAGCACAGGCCUGGGUAACAGACCUAGAGGAAAUCCAGAAUGGGGAGCAUUACCCAUGUCUGGAUGACCUAGAGGGCCUGGUGGCUAUUGGACGGGACUUGCCAGUCUUCAUGGAGGAGCUAAGACAGCUGGAACUGCAGGUAGCCAGCGCUCACUCUUGGAGGGACAAGGCCAGCAAGACCUUCCUGAAGAAGAGCAGUCCACACAGUCUGCUAGAGGUAUUAUGUCCGUGUGCAAAAAGGAGAGAGGGGCGAGAUAAGACAGAGACGCUGGAUGAGCCUUUAGAUGAUUCUGAUAACAACACUCUGGGCCUCUCCGCUCAGGACCUGAGGGACCCUGCAGCUAUUGUGAUGGCAUUCAAAGAAGGGGAGCACCAGGAGAAGGAGGCACUACUGAGGUUACAGAAAUUGAACAUGUGUAAAUCUGGAUUUAACACUGCAAGUUACAAGGAGAAUGGGAGGUGGGAAGACACCAUGGAGACAGACACAUCCAGCCACUCAGAGAACUCUGUGAAAGAGAACGGUAACAGUAACCACACCUGUACCACCCCUCCUCAGUCAGUGUGUGUGUGCGCUUCUCAGCCUCGUGCCCCUCAACUCCGCUGCCAUCUGUGUAAGGACUGGUUCCAUGGUGGCUGUGUUCCUUUCCCCUCCCUGCUCCCUUCCUCUGGACCACCAGUGAACCCCCUCUGCUGGUGGGACUGGGACUCGCGCUUCUUGUGUCCGCGAUGCCAGCGGUCACGGCGCCCACGCCUGGAGACUAUCCUGGCGUUACUUGUUGCCCUGCAGAGGCUGCCAGUGCGUCUGCCUGAGGGAGAAGCACUGCAGUGUCUCACAGAGAGGGCCAUCACCUGGCAGGGCCGAGCCAAGGAGGCGCUGGAGACACCGGAGCUGCAGCAGGCACUUGAGAGGCUGCAAGAACUCAAAAAGACUCUCCAUUGUGAAACAGAGAAAGAGGAAAACAUGGAAAAGGGGACAGAAGGGAGCUCAGUGAUUGUUUUAUCAGACUCCGAGGGAGGGGAAGGAGAGGAGGGAGUCAUUGAUCUGACAGAGGAGAGUUCACCUAAAAAGAAUGCCAAGGAAAACAACGGCACUCAGGCUCGAUGUGAGAAUGGUAUCGGCAACAAGUCAAAUGUUACAGGUGUGGGGUUCCUGCUGCCCCUGCUACCUUUGCUAAAAGGCCAGGUAGUGGAGCUUUCACCAGCCACCAGGGUCCAACUGGAGCAACUGCAGCUGGAAGGAGAUCUACUGGAGGUGUCCUUGGACCAGACACUCCUCAUCCACAGAGUCCUGCAAGCUGCCUCUGUUCCAUCCAGAGAAACACUGCACACACUCAUUCAGAUUGAGCUUGAAGAGCAGAGGCGAACCAGCCGUGGACGAGCCAAGGACUCCAAAAGGAAGAGAAAGAGCCACAGAGGUGGCAGUGGGGAAGGGGCAGGAGAAAGGUCACUGGAUGCCUCAGAGUCAAAGAAAACCUGUCCCCUCAGCCACAGCCCCUCCCCUCACUUACCUGUCCAGACCCAUCCAGAGAUUUUGUGAUGUAGUCAACGCUGGAGCUCCAUUUAAAUGGAUUAGUCAGAGGAAUUGAAGGGACAGAGCAUUCUGUGCCAGAAGACAGUGUCAAGUUAUAGAAAGAUGCAGGACAUCCCCCCCACCCACACAUCCCCACCCUACGUCCCUUCUCAUCCCUCAUUCAUGUAUUCAGACACUAACUGAGCGAUGACUCUUCUUCUACACUCCACUGUCUCAUCCAAAACUCAGCCAUAUCUCAUCCAUCAUGUUUUUUUCAGACUCGCUGUCUUACCCAAACUUUAUUGUCCACUUUCCCUGGACCCAUUUUUUCCUGUGAACAUAUUAAGACUGUGUUGGACCGAUGUUGGAUUACCGCAAUAGGAGUGUCUUUGGUCUAGAGUUGUCUCUGAGGUCAGUCAGUAUGCUACGUUAUCCCAACUGUAUUAAAUGCUAGUUCAACCGAAGCCUGUCUCAGCACCGGCAGUUGCAGUUUCAUUUAACUUAAGCCCACUCAUUGAAGUUGGAUAAGCUAUGGGUUUAUUUAGACAGUUGUUUGGGCAUGAAUCCUGAAGCUGAGGUACAGCAGAAGAUUUUGACAGCUGAUCUGAGACAACAGCACCGUGGUUACACUUGUAUUUUUUUAGUUGUAUUGAAUUUUGUGUUUGAUGCUGUUUUGAGGGGACAUGCAUUUUGAAUAAUUGGGAGUACAUUUUGGGAAGUGUUAAAAACAGGCAUUCAUGUUUUUGGUGCUACUUUCCCAAAAUGGAUAUCUGUACCUCUUGGCUUUGUCUUUCUCCUUCCUUCCCUCCCAUUGAUGCCUUUUUGUUUCUUUCUUCCUUUUUUUUUUUUAGCGCCCAUCCUUUUGACUCGAUGUUUUAUUCCUUUCAAUUUGACCGCUUUUUCUCCCUCCCUCGUUUUCUCUCUUUGAAAAUUAAGGUAACUUCACUGUAACUCACUUUGUCACAAUUUAUUUUGUUUCCUGGGUUAAAAUUAUAUUAUUAUUAUUAUUAUUAUUAUUAUUAUUAUUGAUAUUGCAGACACACAGUUGUCGUGAGUUUGUGUAUAAACUUUUCAUUUUAAUGUUGCCUUUGUUUCUUUUCACUCUUGUUAGAAAAAUAAAGGUUUAGAAUUGUU
Molecule: messenger RNA, 6244 nt
Organism: Siniperca chuatsi (mandarin fish)
Lineage: Eukaryota; Metazoa; Chordata; Actinopteri; Centrarchiformes; Sinipercidae
Gene: kdm5c
Product: lysine (K)-specific demethylase 5C
Exons: 29
Coding region: 359-5137 (1592 amino acids)
Biological process (GO): chromatin remodeling
Cellular component (GO): nucleus
Molecular function (GO): DNA binding; histone demethylase activity
Source: RefSeq, a predicted model, not a curated record